Messenger RNA from Rhizophagus irregularis DAOM 181602=DAOM 197198, 1398 nucleotides. RefSeq lists its product as uncharacterized. The record is from RefSeq and is a predicted model, not a curated record. Gene Ontology annotation, molecular function: RNA endonuclease activity; protein serine/threonine kinase activity; ATP binding. NCBI's taxonomy places the organism in Eukaryota, Fungi, Glomeromycota, Glomeromycetes, Glomerales, Glomeraceae. Gene Ontology annotation, biological process: intrinsic apoptotic signaling pathway in response to endoplasmic reticulum stress; IRE1-mediated unfolded protein response; protein phosphorylation. Gene Ontology annotation, cellular component: IRE1-TRAF2-ASK1 complex.
AUGAAAUUGAAUUCGUUGGUGGUAUCUGAUACAAUUUUAGGAUACGGGAGUCAUGGUACAAUUGUAUAUAAAGGAACAUUUGAAGGGCGUGAUGUUGCAGUUAAACGGUUGUUACUUGAUUUUUAUGAUAUAGCGCACCAUGAAGUGUCACUUCUUCAAGAAAGUGACGAUCAUCCAAAUGUAAUUAGAUAUUAUUGUAAAGAACAAUGUGAUAGGUUUCUAUACAUCGCUCUUGAACUUUGUCCGGCAUCAUUAUACGAUUUAGUUGAAAGAGGCUCAACAUUUCAGUAUGCAGAUUUGUUGACAACAUUACAUCCUUCUAAAAUUCUUUAUCAAAUUGUUGCUGGUUUACAUCAUUUACAUUCAAUGAAAAUUGUACAUCGAGAUAUAAAACCACAGAACAUUUUAAUAGCACCAUCAAAGCAUAAAAAAUUUUCCAAAAAAGAUGGAGUUAUUCAACAAACCUCUUCCGUGAGGGUAUUAAUUUCAGAUUUCGGAUUAUGUAAAAAGUUGGAGGGAGAUUCUAGUAGUUUUCAUAAUACAACAAACAAUGCAGGUGGUACUAUUGGUUGGCGAGCACCGGAAUUGCUGUCAUCAUCGGUUCCACCAUCCCCGGAUGGAAAUAAUAAUAUUAUUGAAUCAGUUUGGACAUCUGUAGAUCGAUUAAAUGAUAAUUCAUUUACUUCAUCAUCUACAGGAUCAGAAUAUGAUAAUGGACAGCCACGUAGAGUUACAAAAGCAAUAGAUAUUUUUUCGGCAGGAUGUUUAUUUUACUAUGUAUUAUCAGGAGGAGAUCAUCCGUUUGGAGAUCGUUAUUCUAGAGAAAUUAAUAUUUUAAAAGGAGUUUACGAAUUAUCAAAAUUGGACGGAAUGGGGGAGGAAGGUAUUGAGGCGAAAGAUUUAAUAAUGAGAAUGAUAGAACGAGAUCCCAAAAAACGACCAAAAGCGGAAAUUGUUAUGUUACAUCCGUAUUUCUGGUCACCGUCUAAGCGUCUUGGAUUUCUUCAAGACGCGUCUGAUCGGUUUGAAAUAGAGGAAAGAGAUCCUCCCUCACCAUUGCUUCAACGAUUAGAACAAGGUGCAGUUGAUAUUAUAGGACCAGAUUGGUAUAAGCGAAUUGAUAGAAUAGUAGUUGAAAAUUUAGGAAAAUAUCGAAAAUACGACGGUUCAAGAGUAAGAGAUUUAUUAAGAGCACUAAGAAAUAAGAAACAUCAUUACCAAGAUCUUCCUGAUCAUGUUAAAAGGUCCUUAGGUGAAAUUCCGGAUGGGUUUCUUUUCUAUUUUACAUCAAGAUUUCCUCAGUUGAUGCUACAUGUAUAUUACGUGAUUGCUGAAUCGGAAACAUUAAAAGAUGAAAGCAUGUUUAGACAUUAUUUUGAAUUACCCGGAGAAGUUUAA